GGAGAGCCUUUUGGGGCUUCUGGGGCUUGGGGUGGGCUCUGGCUGGCAUUAACAACCUGCCCUUCUCUUUCCCCCGCCCGCUGGCAUCCCCCACAGAAGCUGCUGAUGGCAACGCGACCCUGGGCGGUGGGACGGGCACCAUGGGGCUGAGCGCCCGCUACGGCCCCCAGUUCACCCUGCAGCACGUCCCUGAUUACCGGCAGAACGUCUACAUCCCGGGCAGCACCGCCACCCUCACCAACGCCGGCAAACGUGACGCCAAGAGCGCCGGCUCCUCAGGGGGCAACAAGAAGAAAUCUGGGAAGAAGGAGAAGAAGUAG
Molecule: messenger RNA, 320 nt
Organism: Leptosomus discolor (cuckoo roller)
Lineage: Eukaryota; Metazoa; Chordata; Aves; Leptosomiformes; Leptosomidae
Source: RefSeq, a predicted model, not a curated record